Molecule: messenger RNA, 2226 nt
Organism: Cladocopium goreaui
Lineage: Eukaryota; Dinophyceae; Suessiales; Symbiodiniaceae
Source: the annotation of a GenBank genome assembly
AUGAAAUCCACUGCAACUCUAGUGAAGCGAUUGGGUGCCUUGCGUCGUUUCUUCACCUGGUGUUCGGACCAGAAAUGUGUGCCACUGCCUUUCAGUGACAGCGUCUUGUAUACAUACCUAGAUAGUUUACGUGAACAAGGUGCAGCGCCGUCCAGCGGGCGGUCUUUUCUGGAAGCUGUGCAUUUCGCCUCUGUGAUGUUUGGCAUUGAUGGCGGGUCUGUCACUAGCAAGCGUGUGCAAGGUGUAGCUGCUAAGAUGGCCAUAAAUGCUCCGCCUUUGAAGCAAGCUUUAGCUUUGUCUGUUGACCAUGUGCAAGCCCUUGAACACAUCGCAGUGUCAGCUGACACCGCUCAAGAGAGAUGCCUCGCAGGUUCCUUGUUGGUACUCCUGUAUGCGCGCUGCCGUUUUGGUGAUGGGCAACGUGCAUCCUCCUUGUCGUUGGACAUGAGUGCUGCCAGUUCAGCUAGCCUAGAGCGAGGGUUUCUUGAAUUGUCAGUGCGAACCCACAAGACCGCAACGUCAUUGCAGCGGCGUCGCCGGAUUCUGCCUGUGGUUGCACCAAUUUUCUCAUUGUCAGGUUGCAGGUGGCACAAGGCUUGGUUGGAUGCGCGGCAAGCGUUGAAGCUUCCAGUAGAAGGUGACAUGAGGGUAACAUGUUUGGCUUGGCUAGCAAAAUUUGGAACAUCGUUGGCGAUGCGCCGUAUUCUUGGCUACCAUGUCGCUCCUGGUGCCAGCGUGGCUGAGACCUAUGCGCGAGAUUCCUUGGCUGCGCCUCUGCGCGAACUGGUGCGAGUUUUAGAAGCAGUGAAAUCUGGACGCUUCCGACCAGACGACACGCGCAGCGGCAUGUUGAAUGAGUGUGCAUCACCACGGCCAGCAGAAGCAGAAACGGAUUCCUGGUCCAGUGAGUCGGAAUGUGAAGCUGAGGAACUUGAUGAUAGUGUGCCGCUGUUGCGCUUGCUGCCGGCAACCGCCAGGUUGAUUUGUGUUUUGAUUUUUCUGAUCCUUUGUGCCAUGGCGAGCCUGGUUGACAGCGCAGCGUCCUUCGAGCAUCGUCUCGGCGAAUUAGGUUUCGACGAGUCUGUGAAGGCUGCAUUGGCAAAGCAGGAUUUGAACACUUUUGCUGCGCUGGCUUUUGCAUCUUCAACGCAACCGGGCCAGAUUGAUGAGGACAAAUUCAAUUUGCUUGUGAAGGCAUGCUUCGGAGACAAAGCCGUGACGCUUGGCGUGCAAAGCCAGCUGCGACGUUUGAUCUUUGAGGCUAUUACCUGCACGGUGCAAAGCAUUUCGCAGCGUGUGUCUGGUGGAGAUGAUUGCAAAGACUCGAAGAUGCCGCCUCAGGAACGGGACCGGCGCUUGGCUGAUCAGCAUGAGCGGCUGCCAUGGCUUGUUGAUUUGCAAUGCCACAGAGCCGGCGAAUGGACUUGUGGACAAAUUUGUCAAAAUGUUGUCGGAUGCUUGUCUGAACACGUUCCGCUCCACAGCUGCGUAAGCCGUGAGGAUGAGCUUUGUCACGAAAAGAACACUAGCAAAUUGCUGACGCUUGAGCAUAAUCAGCUUGUGUUAAAAAGCAAAGAUUUGCGCAAUUCUGUGGAUUUGUCGUGUCCAUUGCACGUGCAGCAGGCUAUGACACGCCGGGCACUGGCCGCAGACCAAGCCGGACUGAUUACCUUUCAAGUCCUUGAUGCUGUAACGCAUAGUUUCUUGUCUCAUUUGAGCCGGGCUGCGCCUCCUGGCUUUGCAAGACCCACAGUCCAUUCAUUGGUGCGCGCAGAUCAGGAGCUCUGGAAGCUUGUUGCUGAUGAGGCUGCAUCCAAGAUCCACAAAGACGCCACAGGUGGAAAACCUUUGGAUGCGAUGUUCAAACGAUUAGCCACAGAACCUGCAGUGCUGUUCCAUUUGCUCCCGACACCUGCCGCUGUACCAGAGCCAAAGCCAAAUACCAACCGGAGGCAGCGCAAACGGCCUAGGUCUGCCUCCAGUGAUGCUCAUAGUGAAGACACCAAGCGAUGCAAACCUAAGAAGCAUUUCACGAAAAUGCCGAAACAGCUGCAAGGUUUAUUGCCAAAGAAUAAGAAAGGCGAAGCUUUGUGCUUCAAUUACAACCUUCCACAUGGCUGCAAGGAACAAGUAAAAGGCCAUCCGCCCAAAUGUGGCCGCGGCCUGCACCAGUGCAUGCGAUGCGGGCGCACUCAUGGUCAACAUGAGUGCCCGAACAAAGACUGA